Astyanax mexicanus (Mexican tetra) is the source of this 3867-nucleotide messenger RNA. It is a transcript of the gene washc5, whose product is annotated as WASH complex subunit 5. The transcript has 29 exons. NCBI's taxonomy places the organism in Eukaryota, Metazoa, Chordata, Actinopteri, Characiformes, Acestrorhamphidae. Gene Ontology annotation, cellular component: endosome; WASH complex. The record is from RefSeq and is a predicted model, not a curated record. Gene Ontology annotation, biological process: endosome fission; endosome organization; actin filament polymerization. The coding region runs from base 140 to 3619 and encodes 1159 amino acids.
CGCCGAUUUGAUCAUGUGACACUCAUGUGAUGUGUAAACAGUAGGAUACAGAUGAGGAGCUGAUCUGAUCUGAGAGGAGGAGAGGAAUGGAUCUCUGAGGACCUACUCUGACUGCUCGCUGUGAGUGAAGGCUGCCACCAUGGUGGACUUUCUUGCGGAGAAUAACCUCUGUGGACAGGCCAUCCUGAGGAUUGUGUCUCGGGGACACGCCAUCAUCGCAGAACUGCUGCGCCUCUCUGAGUUCAUCCCCGCAGUCUUUCGGCUCAAAGACAAGACUGACCAACAGAAGUAUGGAGACAUCAUCUGUGACUUCAGCUAUUUCAAGGGUCCAGAGUAUUAUGAGAGUAAGCUCGAGGCAAAACCAGACCUUCAGGACCUGGAUGAAGAAUUCCGGGAAAACAACAUUGAAAUAUUGUCACGCUUUUAUCUGGCCUUUGAAAGCGUCCAUAAGUACAUUGUAGAUUUGAUAAGGUUCAUGGAUGACCUGAAUGAAGGCGUCUACAUUCAGCAGACUCUGGAAACAGUUCUACUGAAUGAGGAUGGAAAGCAGCUUUUGUGUGAAGCCCUGUAUCUCUACGGUGUGAUGCUGCUGGUGAUAGAUCAGAAAAUAGAAGGAGAGGUCAGAGAGAGAAUGCUGGUGUCCUACUACAGAUACAGUGCAGCUCGAUCCUCAGCCGACUCAAAUCUGGAUGAUAUCUGCAAGCUCUUACGCAGCACCGGCUACUCCAGCCACCCAGGAGCCAAACGUCCACCCAACUACCCAGAGAGCUACUUCCAGAGAGUGCCAAUCAGCCCCACCUUCAUCAGCAUGGUCAUUGGCCGCCUGCGCUCUGACGACAUCUACAAUCAGGUGUCUGCAUAUCCGCUGCCCGAGCACCGGAGCACAGCAUUAGCCACCCAAGCAGCCAUGCUCUACGUCUGCCUCUACUUCACACCCUCCAUCCUACACACCCAGCAGGCCAAGAUGAGAGAGAUCGUCGACAAAUACUUCCCUGAUAACUGGGUGAUCAGCAUAUACAUGGGCAUCACUGUGAACUUGGUGGAGGCAUGGGAACCUUACAAAGCAGCUAAAAUUGCCCUGAACUACACGCUAGAUCCAGCCAACAUUAAAGAACAGGCAUGUCGCUACGCAACCAGCGUGGAAAGCCUGCGACCGCAGGUGCAGCAGCUGCUGAAGGAGGGAUUCCUGAGGGAAGAGAUCGUCCUGGACAACAUCCCAAAGCUGCUCAACUGCCUGCGGGACUGCAACGUCGCCAUCCGCUGGCUGAUGCUGCACACUGCAGAGUCAGCUUAUGACCCAAAUAAUAAACGACUGCGCCAAAUCAAGGAUCAAGCUAUUAAUGACUCCAAAUACAACCCCAAGAUCCUGUUCCAGCUGCUCCUGGACACGGCCCAGUUUGAGUUCAUACUGAAAGAGAUGUUCAAACAGAUGUUGACUGAAAAGCAGCUGAAAUGGGAGAGCUAUAAGAAAGAAGGUUCGGAAAGGAUGACUGAACUGGCGGAGGUUUUCUCCGGGGUCAAGCCUCUCACCAGAGUGGAGAAAAACGAGAACCUGCAGGCGUGGUUCAGAGAAAUAUCCAAGCAGAUCGAGUCCCUGAACUACGAGGAUUCCACAGCAGCAGGGAGGAAAACUGUGCAGCUUAUUCAGGCUCUAGUGGAGGUGCAAGAGUUCCACCAACUGGAGUCCAACCUGCAGGUGUGCCAGUUCCUGGCUGACACACGCAAGUUCCUGCACCAAAUGAUCCGCACGAUAAACAUCAAAGAGGAGGUGCUGAUCACCAUGCAGAUUGUUGGGGAUUUAUCGUACGCCUGGCAACUUAUAGACAGUUUCACAUCCAUCAUGCAGGAGAGUAUCAGAGCAAGCCCCUCUAUGGUCACCAAGCUUCGAGCAACGUUUCUGAAGUUGGCUUCAGCUCUGGAUCUUCCCCUAAUGCGCAUCAAUCAGGCCAACAGCCCAGAUCUGCUCAGCGUGUCCCAGUUCUACUCCGGAGAGCUGGUGGCCUACGUCAGAAAGGUGCUGCAGAUCAUUCCAGAGAGCAUGUUUACUUCUUUGGCCAAAAUCAUUAAACUACAGAUCCAUGACAUCAUGGAAGUGCCCACACGCCUGGAUAAGGACAAGCUGAAGGACUACGCCCAGCUCGGGGCUCGAUACGAGGUUGCCAAACUGACUCAUGCCAUUUCAAUCUUCACUGAAGGAAUUCUGAUGAUGAAGACAACACUUGUUGGAAUCAUCAAGGUGGAUCCCAAGCAGCUGUUGGAGGACGGUAUAAGGAAGGAGCUUGUGAAACGAGUUGCCUAUUCUCUUCACAAAGGCCUCAUCUUCAACCCUAAAGCUAAACCCAGUGAACUGAUGCCCAAGCUGAAGGAAAUGGCAGCUACAAUGGACGGCUUCUACCGCUCUUUUGAAUAUAUCCAGGACUACGUCAGCAUCUACGGCCUGAAGAUCUGGCAGGAGGAGGUGUCUCGCAUAAUUAACUACAAUGUGGAGCAGGAGUGCAACAGUUUCCUCAGAACAAAGAUUCAGGACUGGCAAAGCAUCUACCAAUCCACACACAUUCCCAUUCCAAAGUACCCACCAGUUGAUGAGUCGGCCACUUUCAUUGGCCGCCUUUGCAGAGAGAUCCUGAGGAUCACAGAUCCAAGGGUGACUUGUUACAUUGAUCAGAUGAACACUUGGUAUGACAUGAGGACACACCAGGAGGUCACCAACAACCGGCUCUUCACAGAGAUCCAGGACACGCUGGGGACGUUCGGCCUGAACGGAUUGGACCGCCUCCUCUGCUUCAUGAUAGUGAAGGAGCUACAGAAUUUCCUGACUGUACUUCAGAAGUCCAUCCUCAAGGACAGAUCUGUAGUUGACAUUUUCAAAGCCUUGCUGACUGCAGUAAACCCAGUGAAAGGCAUUGUGGCAACAGCAAGCAAAGUCUACGCCAACGCCGUGGCCAAAACACAGAAGAUCUGGCCUGCGUAUCUGGAAUCAAUAAUGAAGGUGGGUCAGAUGCAGAUCCUGAGGCUGCAGAUCGCUAAUGAGCUGAACUACUCCUGCAAGUUUGACUCCAAACAUCUCGCAGCAGCACUUGAGAAUCUGAACAAGUCUCUGCUUGCUGAUAUUGAAGCUCACUAUCAGGACCCCAGUCUGCCCUACCCUAAAGAGGACAACACGCUCCUGUAUGAGAUCACUGCCUAUCUGGAGGCAGCAGGGAUACACAACCCCCUCAACAAAAUCUACAUCACCACCAAGCGCCUGCCUUAUUUCCCCAUCGUCAACUUCCUGUUCCUCAUCGCCCACCUGCCCAAGCUCCAGUACACUAAAAACCAAGGAAUGACUUGCAGGAGGGCAGCUGACCCGGUGGACUGGGUCCCGCUGGUGCUGGGAUUACUGACCCUGCUGAAACAGUUCCACUCAAGAUACACAGAGCAGUUCCUCGCUCUGAUUGGUCAGUUCAUCCGCUCUAUUAUGGAGCAGUGUACCAGUCAAAAGAUUCCAGACAUGCCGUCAGACGUGGUUGGAGCGCUGAUGUUUUUAGAGGAUUAUGUGCGUUACACAAAACUGUCCAGAAAGGUGGUUGAAGCUCACGUCCCAAGUUUCAUUUUUGAUGAAUUCCGAACUGUGCUGUGAUGAUUCACUUCAUCCACAGGAACUCUUGAUUCAUUUGCCUUUAACAAAUCUACAAAUCAUUUGUGGCACCAUUUUGCCUUUUUGUUUUGUCUUAAAUCACUAAUGGUUCAUUGAUUUACUCUAAAAUUUAAUUUUGGCAACAUUUUCAUACUGUAUGAACUGUUUCAUCAUGUAAUAAUAUAGUUAUACUAACUAAAUGUAUAGAUGUUCUUGUAAUUAAUUCUUAAUAAAUUAAUGGUUUGAGUGAA